Molecule: messenger RNA, 1493 nt
Organism: Filobasidium floriforme
Lineage: Eukaryota; Fungi; Basidiomycota; Tremellomycetes; Filobasidiales; Filobasidiaceae
Product: mitochondrial genome maintenance protein
Exons: 5
Coding region: 271-1275 (334 amino acids)
Biological process (GO): interstrand cross-link repair; recombinational repair
Cellular component (GO): mitochondrial nucleoid; mitochondrial chromosome
Molecular function (GO): single-stranded DNA binding
Source: RefSeq, a predicted model, not a curated record
CAUCACCACAUUCAAAUUCUCCUCCUCUCCUCCUCGAUCCCGCAUCUUCUCCUCUCUCUCUCUCUUCUCAGCUUCUCAUCGAUCACUCGGAUCGAGAUAUCAUUCGGCCACUCCUAUAAGCAGCAAACAAAGAGUAUAUAUAUACAAGGACAAACGACCGGCAGUCACUCGUUUGGACGUUGGACAAGUAAUUAUCGUCAUCAAAUCUUCUCAUACACGGCUACAUCUCGCCUCGAUCGGUUGUCCUGAACAUCGCACCAAAUUUCGACCAUGAGCAAACACUUCGCCACCGCUACCCGAUUCGCUCGGACAUUCUCCACAUCGCCUGCAUCUCGAUUGUCACAAAACCUUCCGCGAGCGGCUGCAGCCACAUCGACUUCCACCGUACCAUCGCGGCCUGCCUCGGACGUGGCAAAGACGCCCCAGAGACGUACCGUAUACGCUCGAGUAGCCAAGCCAGCUGGAACGACUUCGACUUAUCGCAGGACCCCUGUCAAGCCGGCUGCCGCUGCCGCCCCUACUCCAAGGAAUGCCGUCGAGUCGUCAGAACCAUCGAUGCCUGAUCUGGAUGCAUUAGAUGCGGAGGAAGCCUCUUUCCCUGAUCCCCAGCCGGUGGCGGAACUGCCGGACUAUGUCCGUUUGGCGCCGCCCAUCGAUCAUUCCGGAGCCCCCGCCCGAAGGACCGAACCAGCCCUUCCUAGUCCUGCCUUGUCCGAGCAUCCAGUCCAUGCCGGUCGAAACAUCGAAGUUGGAGAGGACUGGACGACGAGUUUCUACGGUCUGAGCGCCAAGCCAUUCCCCAAAGAUGUCGCCAACGUCCUCUUGCGACCUUUGGCCCCGACCGAUAUCGAGAUCAAGCCAGACGGACUCAUCUACUUGCCCGAGAUCAAGUACAGGCGAACUCUGAAUGAAGCGUUUGGACCGGGAGGUUGGGGGAUGGCCCCUCGUGGCGAAACCACCGUCGGCCCGAGGAUCGUCAGCAGAGAAUGGGGUCUUGUCUGUCUUGGCAGACUGGUCGCGAUCGCGAGAGGUGAACAGGAAUACUUUGAUCCAUCCGGUGUACCCACCGCCACGGAGGCUUGUAAAUCCAACGCCCUCAUGAGGUGUUGUAAGGACCUUGGAAUCGCAAGCGAACUAUGGGAUCCGAGCUUUAUCAAGCAGUUCAAGAACAAACACUGUACCGAGGCGUUCGUAGAGCACGUCGUCCAGAAGAAGAAGCGCAAGCUCUGGAGGAAGAACGAUACCAAGUUUGAUUACCCUUACAAGGAAUGUUAGCCGGUCCUUCGCGAUCUACGUCACAUAUAAUAGAGAACCUUCGAUCCGGUCCACGACUCAAGGCCAUGCAACCGCUUCUCCUGCUCUGUUCGCCUCUCGCUUCUAUAGCCCUGUGUAUUACGAUUUUACGAUCGAACUGUACAGACGAACAGAUAUAGCGUCUAUGUGCUUUUCUCGAUUCGUCACCCUCGGACCGAGAUUCACCGCGGUUCCGGGAA